GAGGAAGAGGAGGAGACGGAGGCAACAGUUCAGUCUGCGGGAGCAGCGCAGGGAUCUGCUCGUGCGCUCCAGAAACUGCGCACUUUCCUCCUGUUUGUUUGUUUUUCUGUUGUUUGUUUACUUCUGUCAGCAGUGACUGGACUCAACAUGGCACAGCUUUGAGGAUUUAUCCUUUUCCCUCGUCUCCGUCUGUGGAAGUAAUCGCCACAGUGCGCGCGCUCAAGAUGGGGCCAAAAGUGUUGUGGAUGAGAGGAGGCGUCCUGCCGGCCGCCGCGCAGCUGCUGCUGCUCGCGCUCCUGCACGGCGCCGCCGGCAAAACGCUCAAAUACAAAGUUUACGAGGAGCAGAAGGUGGGCACCGUCAUCGCCCGCGUGAAGGAGGACGUCUCCGGAGUUCUGUCCAAGCUGCCCGGCUCCCUGAGCUUCCGCUUCCGCGCCAUGCAGCGGGGCAGCGCGCCGCUGCUGUCCGUCCGCGAGGAGGACGGAGAGAUCAGCAUCGGAAGCAAAAUCGACCGCGAGAAGCUCUGCGAGAAGAACCUGAACUGCACCAUCGAAUUCGACGUGGUGACGCUGCCCACGGAGUACCUGCAGCUGUUCCACGUGGAGGUGGAGGUGCUGGACAUCAACGACAACUCCCCGCACUUUUCACGCGCAAUCGUGCCCAUCGAAAUCUCCGAGAGUGCGUCGGUUGGGACGCGCGUCCCGCUGGACGGCGCGGUGGACGCAGACGUGGGGGAGAAUUCCCUCCACACCUACUCACUGACGCCCAACAACUUCUUUAAGAUUGACGUGAGGACCAGGACGGAUGGGGCCAAGUACGCAGAGCUGGUGGUGAUGAGGGAGCUGGACCGGGAGGUCCAGUCCAGCUAUCAGCUGCAGCUCACGGCCUCCGAUAACGGUGUGCCCCCCAAGUCAGGGUCCACUUUACUCAAGAUAAGUAUCUCAGAUUCUAAUGACAACAGCCCAGCUUUUGAUGAACAGGCGUAUGUCAUCAGUUUGAUGGAAAAUUCCCCUCUUGGCACUCUGAUCAUAGAUUUAAAUGCCACAGACCCAGAUGAAGGCACAAAUGGUAAAAUUGUCUACUCCUUCAGCAGCCAUGUUUCACCAAAGAUCUUGGAAACAUUUAAGAUAAACCCAGAAAAUGGCCACAUAACUCUUGUUAAAAAAGUUGACUAUGAAACCACUGUUUCAUAUGAGCUAGAUGUUCAAGCUCAGGAUUUGGGUCCAAAUUCGAUCCCUGGACUCUGUAAGAUAGUGGUGAAAGUGGUUGAUGUGAACGACAACAAACCAGAAAUAAACAUUAACCUGAUGACUCAAGGCAAAGAGGAAGUUGCGUACAUAUCAGAAGGGGCCCCGGUGGACACGUUCAUAGCUCUGGUACGGGUUGAUGACAAUGAUGCUGGCCUCAAUGGGGAAGUGGUGUGCAGGCUGCACGGCCACGGACACUUCAGGCUCCAGAAGACCCAUGAGAAGAACUACAUGAUCCUUACCAACAUCUCACUGGACAGGGAGAAGAGGUCAGAGUACAGUCUGACAGUUAUAGCUGAGGACAGGGGUUCCCCCAGCCUGUCCACCAUUAAACACUUCACUGUUCAGGUGCUGGAUGAAAACGAUAAUCCUCCUCAUUUUGAGAAGAACCACUACGAGAUUUUUAAAUCUGAGAAUAACUCUCCUGGGGCCUACCUGAUGACAGUGGUGGCCUCAGAUCUGGAUUUAGGAACAAAUGGUCAGGUCACCUACGCUAUCAUAGAUGCUUUGAUUCAAGCGAGCCCCAUUUCUACCUAUGUCACAAUUGACCCUUCAAAUGGUGCCAUCUAUGCCUUGCGGAGCUUUGACCAUGAAGACGUCAGCCGGAUAGCAUUCACUAUUCAGGCUCGUGACGGGGGGAACCCUGCUCUGUCAGCCAACACUACUGUCCUGCUCACUGUUCUGGAUGAAAAUGACAAUCCACCGGUCAUCCACUCCCCUGCUCUCAGGAAUCAUACCGCUGAACUCCCUCUGUGGAAGUAUGCAUCCCCUGGUCAGCUAGUCACGGCACUGAAAGUCACUGACCGUGACUCUGGUGCCAAUGGAGAGGUGAGCUGUGCCAUUGUUGGAGGGAAUGAGGAUGGACUUUUUGUGAUGGAUGCUCGGCGGUGUGAGCUCCGAACCAAUGCCAGUCUGGAGCAGGCUUCACGGGAUGUGAUGGAGAUAAGAAUAGAAGUACAAGACAGAGGCACCAACCGGUUGACCACAGGAGCCCUCCUCAGGCUCUCCCUGCAGGAAAACAUGGAUAUCCUCCCCCCUCUCUACCCCACCGGCUCCAGCGGGGCUUCUUUCGAUCUCUCGCUCAUCAUCAUCAUUUCUCUUGUCGCUGUUUGUGCUCUGCUGCUAAUUGUCAUGGUGAUGUUCGCGACCACUCGCUGCAGCCGCGAGAAGAAGGACCCCAGGCACAACUACAACUGCCGUGUGGCUGAAAACAGUUACCAGAACCACCCCAAAAAGCCUGCCAGACAGAUACAUAAGGCAGACAUUACCCUGGUCCCCACUGUCAAUGGAACCUUACCUGUCCGAUCUCACCCGCACUCCCCCCUGCCCUCCCCUACACCUGAGAGAGGCACUCUGGGAAGCAGGCAGAGCCAUCACAGCCGGCAGUCACUCAACAGUCUAGUCACCAUCUCCUCCAAUCACGUGGCAGAGAGUUUUGCCCUGGAGUUGGCCCACACCACACCUCCUGUAGAGCAAGUCUCACAGCUUCUGUCCAUGCUCCAUCAGGGCCAGUACCAGCCACGGCCAAGUUUCAGAGGCAACAAAUACACCAGAAGCUACAGAUAUGCCCUGAAUGAGAUGGACAAGUUCAGUCUGAAGGACAGCGGCCGUGGAGACAGCGAAGCUGGGGACAGUGACUAUGAUCCUGGCAGGGAGUCCCCCAUGGAUAGGUUCCUCGGUGAGGCCUUUACUGACCUAUAUUCUCCCAGUGGGCAGCACAGACUGCAUGCAGCUAUGAAACAUUGCACAGAGGAGUGUCGUGUUCUGGGUCACUCAGACCAAUGCUGGAUGCCUCCCCUGGCCUUACAAGCCUCAUCCUCCACUGACUACCGAAGCAACCUCUACAUUCCUGGGGAAGAAGCACACCAAGCUCCAGACAUUUCUCAGGAAAAGAUCUCACAACCCUGCACUGACACCUGCCCUGCCCGGAACCAGAGCUUCUCUACCUUUGGUAAAGACUUUGGUGGGGAGGAUGGUGAAGAAGAGGAGGGUGGAGAAGGUGGCCCAUCUGAAGAAGGAGAUGAAGAUCUGUGUGGUACCACAUCAUUGCUGUCAGAGAUGAGCAGUGUGUUCCAGAGGUUGCUACCACAAGGUCUGGAUUCAUACAUCCAGGUCAACGAGAACCAGAAAGGGACAAGCCUGGGUGGGGUUGGUGUACCCCUGACUGGAUCUUUAGAUCGCAGAAGAGGCCAUCUACCAGGGAAGCCUAGUCCAUCUGUACACCAGCAAGGUGUGGCAGCCUGGGCUGCUAACACUCACUUCCAGAAUCCAGGUAGCAGCAUCUGUGCUUCUGGUCAACAUCAGGUUGGAAGCUAUCAUACCCUCAAACCCAACACCAAGCUCAGUUCCCAGAGCAGCAGCCACAAGGGUUCCCAAGCACCUAGAAAUAGUCCCCAGAAUAGUGGACAUGCUCCUAAAUCCAACAGUAGCCCUCUGGUAACAGGACUGGUCAACCAGACAAUGGUGCAGCCGUCUCUUACUCCGGCCCCAGUGCCAGUUCCAGCUCCUGGGCCCUCUUCUAAGUGGCUGCCAGCCAUGGAGGAGAUCCCAGAGAACUAUGAGGAGGAUGAUUUUGAGUCGGUUCUCAGCCACCUUCAAGGCAAACGCAGUGACAGCCGACAUGAACUGGUUGAUGCCAGCGAGCUGGUGGCUGAAAUUAACAAACUCUUACAGGAUGUCCGGCAGAGCUAGAUGCUCUUUUAUAUUUAUUUUUUACACAUUCACUGCCUCUUUAUAAAGAAUAAACAUGAGAGGUAAGUGUCAAAAGAAAGAUAAAAGUAACUUAAAAUAUGUAAAAUAAAAAAUAAAUAAAAAAUGCAAUAGGGUUGGGCAAUAGAUCAUCGUCAAUGCAACGACCAACGAUUGGUGAUAUAUUGGUACUUGGGGCAACAUGGGGUUGUGAGGGAGGGUUACCAUUCUCCAUACAACUGUGAAAGUAUGAUGUUAGUAGCUAAAAAAACAAAUAGUUUUAAAAAUUACUUUGAUUUUAAACCUAGAAGUUACUCGCAGCUUUGGACAAGAAAUAUACCAGAUCCAUGUGACCAGCACUGGGUUGAUAUUAGGAGCUACAGCCAGCUUUAUCAGUCAGUUUUUAUUAAGUUGGAGCCGACAGGAAAUGUCUUAAGGUUUGGUUUUCACUGUUCUGUGGAUCACUGCACACAAAGAAUGCUUGGUGGAGACCAAGUGAAUAUCAUUGGAACGGUGUCACCACAUACGAUUAUUAGUACAGUUAUGAACCCUAAAGGUAGGAUCUCAUUGGGCUGCAAUGGUUGAUGACACAAAAUUGUGGGAAAAUGGCAGAAACAUUUUCUAAACUUUUGUGUCAUUGUUCUGUAUUCUGAGUGUUUGCAACAGAACAACCAACGAGCCGAGUGGUUGUGUUUUGAAUGGCCAGUUUUUGUGCCAGAAGUGGGGCCAAGUCAUUAGUUAUUUUCAUAUGCUUGGCUUGCUUGGUUUCAUUAUUGGAGGCAGUGCACAUUAUCUUGUUGCCCACCUGCACCCACAAUAUGCCCACUGUGGCAGCUCCCCCAUUUUAUGUUUUAACUUGCUAGAGUACACUUUUGGAAGGGAGACAAUUAGAUUUGGACCAGUUUUUCAACAAUUAUUAUUUAUCUUCAUUGUGGUGUUUAGACAUGGACGUUUGCCUCAGGUGCUUUUUGUUACAGGAGACAUUCAAGGAUUCAAGGUUCUUUAUUUGUCAUUCGCACCACAUGUGGUGCAUGUGGUGGAACAA
Nematolebias whitei (Rio pearlfish) is the source of this 4980-nucleotide messenger RNA. Its product is annotated as protocadherin-18. Gene Ontology annotation, cellular component: plasma membrane. The transcript is spliced from 4 exons. Gene Ontology annotation, molecular function: calcium ion binding. Bases 225 to 3938 code for a protein of 1237 amino acids. Gene Ontology annotation, biological process: homophilic cell-cell adhesion. The record is from RefSeq and is a predicted model, not a curated record. Lineage: Eukaryota; Metazoa; Chordata; Actinopteri; Cyprinodontiformes; Rivulidae.